This is a messenger RNA of Cyprinodon variegatus (sheepshead minnow), 2731 nucleotides long. RefSeq names its product syntabulin (gene sybu). The transcript is spliced from 8 exons. Lineage: Eukaryota; Metazoa; Chordata; Actinopteri; Cyprinodontiformes; Cyprinodontidae. Gene Ontology annotation, biological process: synapse maturation; axonal transport of mitochondrion. Bases 184 to 2172 code for a protein of 662 amino acids. The record is from RefSeq and is a predicted model, not a curated record. Gene Ontology annotation, cellular component: vesicle; cytoplasmic microtubule.
UAUUCCUGCCCAGUCUGUUGCUUCUCAUCCAGUCUUCAUCCUUCCGUCAGAGCGAGGCUGGUACCGACAGCAGCAGCAUCCUCAGCAGCAGCAGCAGAGCAACUAAGCCCCGCUGUGAAUCAGCUGACGCGCAUUCUGGGGGAAAAUAACCAACAUUCUGGGAAUAAGGCUGUGUCAAGCAAGAUGGGGCCAUUCCAAGAAUAUGAGGAAAAGAAAUCCCCUGAGAAAGGAAGUCCACGCAGCCGGAUCCCACGUUUGGUCCUCCAUCCUUUCCCUCCAAAGGACAAAGGAUCUCCUCUGUCUGAUUCCCUUUUAUCCGAGGAGGAAGGGAAGGAGUGUGACAUCAGUUCCGAGCACUCCAAGAGGACCAUCAGCACCAACAGUUUUUGCUCUGAUGACACCGGCUGCCCCACUAGUCAGUCUGUGUCCCCCUCCAAAACCCCGUCAGGCUCAGAGCAGAGCGCCAAUGGGUCGCCGACACUGCCAGAGCGCAAAGCCAAAGUGAAGAGGGUGAGGGUGAUGGCAGAGAGCGGAGGAGAAGCCCGGAGCAAACAGAGGCACAAGAGGGAGCUAAGGUCGGCCCUGAGAGCCCGAGGCAGUGAAGCAGAUUUCAGUUCCUCCAGCAGCACAGGCAGCCUGAAGACCAAGGAAAGCCUCACGUCAAGUUCGGUUGGAAAGAAAGUUUCUUCACGCUGUCGUGGCUCUCAAAUCAGAACGCUCCACGUAUUCAAACCAGCUGGGCUCCCAUCUGUGAAGCAUGAUUCAGAACUUUAUGCUCCCUGCAGGACUCCUCCCAGAGCUGCUUCUUCAACGCUCAGCAGCAGCAACUCCAGCCCGACAUCAAGAAGAUUGAGUUUGGGCCGCUAUCGCUCCUGUGGGGAAAACCAUGGAAUCAGACCCCCGAACCCGGAGCAGUACCUAACCCCACUGCAGCAGAAGGAAGUGGCCAUCAGACACUUGAAGACCAAGCUGAUGGAGUCUGAGAACAAAGUUCAUGACAGAGAGAAUGAGAUUGAAGAGCUCAAGACACAGCUUUGCAGAAUGAGGGAAGACUGGAUUGAAGAGGAAUGCCACAGAGUGGAGGCUCAGCUGUCCCUCAAAGAAGCUCGCAAGGAGAUCAGACAGCUCCGCCAGGUGGUGGAAACUAUGAAGAACAGUCUGAUGGAGAAGGAUAAAGGGAUACAGAAGUAUUUUGUUGAUAUCAACAUCCAAAACAGGAAGCUGGAGUCCCUCCUGCAAAGCAUGGAGCUUGCCCAGAAUGGUUCCACCCUUCAAGACGAAGGUGCCUUGGAGUUUAUGUGCGACAGUCCCGAGGGAGGGGGUAAGAAGUUGUUGGGGGAAGAAGGGUGUGGGAUGGAGCUGGGGAAUGCGGGAGCAGAGGCAAUGGCAGACAGUGGGCUUCUGGUGAAUGAUGAGAUGGCCAACAGAGAUGAUAUUUUUGAGCAGGUUUUCAUGUCUACUGCAGUGGAUUUUAGUCAGGACUCCAGCUGCAGGCCAGGGCCCCAAGUUGAGACUAGCGCUGGUAAACCCGCACUGAUAGACGGACAUUUGGUGGCAGCAUCUAGUACACCCACAGCAUCCCCAACAAAUGCAGUUGUAUCUAGAGAUACCAUCUCUUCAAGCAAACUUUGUCACCAGAAAACGGAUGAUAAAGAAGUUCAGACUGAUAUUUUUCCCAUAUCUCCAGACCUGCAGGCUCUACUACUUCAGCUUCUGAAGUACAAUGGAGCGUCACUUGGGGAUUCAGCUCUUGUAGCUCCCAGUGGUCCCCUGGGAUUCCCAGUCUUACCCUCAUCUACAUUCACUCUUGAUCACUCUGGCUCAGACCGUUCACAGCCCAGCAUGGUAAUUGAUGGUCCACAUGUUAAAAGUUGUUGUUCAGACCCAACAGAGAGCAGCCGGUUCAUGGCAGAGCUGGACUUUGGUGUCUAUGAAGAGAAAUCUUUGUCGUCUAAAAGGCUAGACUUGGUGGAUAAGCAGUACUGGAGCAGCAGCUUCCUGGUUGAUCUGGUGGCAGUGGCAGCUCCAGUGUUGCCCACUGUGGCCUGGCUGUACUCACGGCACGGUGUAGAUGGAACUGCUCCAGUGUACAACAUUGGAGCUUUGAUAAGGGGCUGUUGCAUCAUGGGAUUGCACUCACUUCGUCAUGUUGCUCGUAGGCCAAACGCAUAAUCACUUUAAAUUUGCAUGCUCACGCCUGACUUUGAACUUUCACAUUGCCAAGGGUAUUAUGUUUUUGUUUUUUUGUUUAACACCUGAUGAGAUUAUUGGAGCUUUCUAGGGUUUAAACACUUAUUUUUGCACUCUACAGUUGGUAUGGAUGGAAGCUCAGUGGUGACCAAAGAGUAUUUAUUUAAAUGUAAUACGCAGAUCAUCUGAGUAGAUGGUUAUGUCCUGUAAUGUUUCCUUUUCCAUUUAUUUAUUUUUUUCAAAAGCCAUUAAGAAAUGAGACUGAAUGGUAUUUUUUUUUUAUUUGUAAUGUUUUGUGCUGCUGUUAAUGAAGAAACCUUAAACCUUCAGCCAAAGCUUUAAUGUGAGUUCACUGUUUUGUGAAAUUCCCUCACUUGACCCUUUCUCUUAAGUAGAGCUUUACCUGUACAGCUUAUGUAUGGUUCACACAAAUAAUGUUCAUGCUUUAUAGAUACCUGAUGCUUGUUCUGUGCCUGAGCAAUGUGCAAUAUUGUUGGUUUACAUCAAAUUUCAUUGUAAGCUUAUUAAUAAAGCAUGAUAA